AUGCUGAAGGAGCAGGACCCGAUGAUCGAGCUGCUGCGCGAGUGGAUCAUGUCGCCCGUGGACGACGGCGCGGAGCUGCGCGUGUCGGUGCUCGAGGUCUUCCGCUUCAUGAGCGAGCUCAUCGCCGAGCACGUCGAGAGCCCGCAGCGCAGCCGCCUGCUCAAGUUCCUGCCCAAGCUCAAGAAGAUCUUCCUGCCGCUGGACCUCACGCGCGCCGCGCUCGAGUACGACGCGCGCACGCACUUCCUGGCGCGCAAGCGCGUGCCGCCCACGUUCAAGGAGGUGCGCCACAUUUUGAACCUGGCCACGACCAACGCCAUCGCCGGCAAGCUCAAGCUCGUGACGUUCGACGCCGACGACACCAUCUACGAGGACGGCGGCAGCAUCAGCAAGGCGUCCAGGAUGGUGCGGAUCAUCGUCGAGCUGCUGCGCCGGGGCGUCGUCGUGUCCCUCGUGACGGCCGCCGGGUACCCGGGCAACCCGGGGCGCUACGAGCAGCGGCUGCGCGGCAUCCUGGACGCGCUCGAGCAGCUCACGAUGGAGGAGCGUGCGCGCUUCCUGGUCAUGGGCGGAGAGUGCAACUACCUCUUCGAGACGUACACGGACAAGGUCUCGGGCGUCGUGGGGCUGCGCGAGAUCGACGGCGCCGUCUGGAAGGACGGACGCGGCGAGCGCUGGCCCGAGCACGAGGUCACGGCGCUGCUGGACGCGGCCGAGAAGGUGCUGGAGGAGACGGUCAAGACGCUGCACCUGUCGGCCAAGAUCCUGCGCAAGGAGCGCGCCAUCGGCAUCAUCAACACGUCGGACAAGCGCAUUCUGUACGAGAACCUCGAGGAGAUCAGCCUCACGCUGCAGCACGAGCUGCGGCACUUCAGCGUGCCCUUCUGCGCGUUCAACGGAGGCAACGACGUGUGGGUGGACAUUGGCCACAAGGCGCUGGGCAUCCAGGCGCUGCAGAAGUACGUCUUCCGGUUCCUGCCCAAGGAGCUGCGCGACAGCGAGGAGCUGCGCAACAUCCAGGGCCAGGAGUGUCUCCACGUGGGCGACCGCUUCACUAGGACAGGCAACGACACGCGCUCGCGAGACGCGGCCACGACGAUCUGGAUCUCGAACCCGCAGGAGACCGUCCACAUCAUGACGACGUUGCUGCAGACGAUCGACCGCGUGCAGGAGCAGAAGAAGGAGCGCAGAGAGGAGAGGGAGAAGGAGAAGAAGGAGAAGAAAGCCAAGGCCAAGGCGUUGGCUGCGACCACAGCUCCCAGCGACGACGGCAGCGACAUCACGGCUGACACUUCCGACACGAACGCAUCAUCUAGUGACGGGGAGAGCAGCGGCAGCGGUGACGAGCGCGAGACGACGGUCAAAGCUGCCAUCCAGGCCGCUACAACGGCCACGCUGGCCGAGUAA
Molecule: messenger RNA, 1407 nt
Organism: Phytophthora sojae
Lineage: Eukaryota; Oomycota; Peronosporomycetes; Peronosporales; Peronosporaceae
Exons: 1
Coding region: 1-1407 (468 amino acids)
Biological process (GO): inosine salvage; nicotinic acid riboside biosynthetic process; nicotinamide riboside biosynthetic process
Molecular function (GO): magnesium ion binding
Source: RefSeq, a predicted model, not a curated record